Molecule: messenger RNA, 684 nt
Organism: Daktulosphaira vitifoliae (grape phylloxera)
Lineage: Eukaryota; Metazoa; Arthropoda; Insecta; Hemiptera; Phylloxeridae
Exons: 2
Coding region: 1-669 (222 amino acids)
Source: RefSeq, a predicted model, not a curated record
AUGUCAGCAGAUUAUUUAAAUAUUAUUUACGGCAUGAUGGAUGAAAUAUCAUUAUUUCUACAAUCACCUCCGGUAAAAGGAGAGAACAUUAUGUUAUACCAAAAUGUCGAUUUUAAUAUAACCAAAGUAUUGUACCGUGAUACCAUGCAUUUAGUAUUAGAAUCCAGAAUAGUGGAUGGGUGUCGAGUGUUAUUGAAUAACGAAAACAUUAAUAGACUUAUGGACUUACAGUGUACUAUUAACAGUGCAAUAUCAAGAAAAAUAAAAACACGUUUACUAUUAAGCCAUCAAAUAGACCGCAUUAUACAAUACGCCGACAGUAAAUGGUCGGGCCCUAAAAUUCAACAAUCAAACAAUGAUGAAAUGGUAAAUUUUAUAAGAAGUUUGAACGACAUAGAAAUAUGUGAUACUAUUCCUAAAGGUGACAGUAAAUACAUAAGCGAGCUGAAGAAUUUAGCGUACAAUGUAAUAGUUGAUAGUUGGGUCAAGUCAUGGUCCAAAGACAUGCUUCAAAUUAAUGAAAAAGAAGAAGAAAUGUGCGAUGAAAAUGAUGGUCCAACAUUUUUCAAUACAACAGUGUAUAGCCAAGAAAAUAGUUAUAGUCCAUGGGCUUCACAAUGGCCGAAACCCAAUCACGUCAGAAAAUUAACUUAUAUUAAUAAUUUAUAAACAAUAACUUUAUAU